GACUCGGUCAGCGGCCUCCACGCCGCGCUCUCGCUCUGCGCCUCGGACAGCGCAAAGGACAGGGCCCGUGCACACGCCCUGCUCCCGCCCAUCUUCGCCAACGCGCAAAACCUGCGCGUGUUCCAGGCGGCGGCCGCAACGCACGGCGGCGCCCCGUGGCUCGCCCUCUUCCACUGUCUCUUCCGCGCCGUCGCCCUCGAGAAACGCGCCGUCCUCCGCGGCAGCUCCAACGCCCAGGGUGAGUCCGUGCCAUGCAUCGCGGUCGCUGAGCAUCCCAGCCGCCGCCCGCCUCGCCCACGCCAUCCGCAUCGUCAGGCUCGUCGCCGAGCAGGCAGUCCAUCUCAUCGCCCGCAAGCCGCUCAUCGCCCUCGUCGCCCACAUGCGCCACCAGCUCGUGCUGCCGCCCCGCAUAUUCGCGCCCGCCCUGCUGGACUACUCCAAGGCGCUCAGCACGCUGCUCGCCUACCCGCCGCACGUGGAAAGCCUCGACCGGCACACCUGGCUCGCCCUCAUGUCCAUGUGUUUCGCGGCCAUACUGGGCGACGACCUCGUGUCCGACGACCAGAUGGACGAUGCGGAUAUGCUGGGUGUCGCAGCCGAGCUGGAACGGCUGGACGCGGAAAACGUGCCGCCGCACAGACCGCCGGUCACGCUGAACACGUCCAGCCUGGUACAGAUCAUCCCCGCUCUUCUGUGCAGCACCGUGUCGCCCAUCGUCCCGCCCACCAUGAAGAGCGGCGACACGCUGACCGCAGGCCAGAAAGUCGGGCUCGGCAUCGUCCUCAAAAUCCGCCGGUUCUUCACCAUGUACCCACACGUCACCAUCUACCACCUCCAUCUCUUGACCGCACUCAACACCGUCCUCUCCGACAUGGAACUCAACUGCCGCGACUUGUUCUUGCUCGGCAGCGUCAAGAUCUUUCCGCACCUCGUCACCCUCUGGGCAGCGCCCGAGCGCGAUCGCGAUAGACGGAUACCUGAACAAAUAGCAAUCGCGAUCCAUAGAAUUCUGCCUCAUCUUGCGCACAGCGCCGAGCUCCAGGGAGCACAAGACGUCACGGAAAACGUCGAGCGACUGAUGGAGAUGCUUGCGAAAGAAUCGACCAUGUCGCGAGGAAUUGAGCCCCUCGAUUUGGGCAGUAUGAGGCUGAAGACGGUAGCAGCCAGAGGCCGUCAUCACUUUGCAGCAUGUCCGUUUGAGACUCGGUCCUUUUCAGCAGGACAUCACUUUACCGUCGACCAUGCGCUUUCAUGGACGGCGAUCGAGAUAUACUGCGACGCGUGCCUCCAUCUAUACCAAACGCGAGCUUUUCCAAGCACGGCAACACCCAGUCGUCAAAGCACCCCGUCCAAAAGACGUAAACUCGAAAACCCGCUCGCUUCGCUCGUCUCUGCCGUCGGCAUGGGAAGACCAGAAUCUCGGCUUAUAGCACUCCAAACACUAGUCUUUGUCAUCGAUAGACACUGGUCAAAACUCGCCAAGGACAUUCAGUCUGAUAUCCGCCGGACCUUGGUAUCGCUUCUAACAGACGACAGUGAGACCCUGCAGUCCUGGGCUUAUAUUGCUCUCUCGACAAUCAUCCUGUCGUCCUAUACCGCCGGCGCAAACGAAAACAACAAUGACGAAAACAACAACGACGGCCAGAGCCAAGAUGAUUGGAAGCAAGUAUGGAGUUUUGCUCUGCGCAAAUGCCAUUUACCCGGUCCAUCUCGUUCCGCAUCGCACGCCGCAGCCGUCCUACUCCAGUUUGACAAGGUGGACUCGCCAUCAACGAUCAGGGGAAUACAAACUAUGCUAACAACUAUCGCCGUCCAAGGUCCUCCCACCGCACACGAUUCCGUAUGUGCACUGUACUCGAUCGCACUCGAAGCCGCCAGAUCGGAUAUCCAGCUGUAUUCCCUCAACCUCGAAGAGCAGGUACUCUCAUGGCUGGAAAAGACGUUUGCUAGAGAAAAAUUCGAGAGGGACAAGAUGGAUCAGAGGCUCGAUCAAGCCACACCCGGGGAUAUACUGAGACUCUUUUCGGCCGUCUCCAGGAUCCAGUAUCAUGUCCCGCUGGCAGAGCCCGUCACGAAAGAGUUUCUACCCGAUUCGGCCGUCGUUAGCUAUGCGCUGGAACGCGCGAAAACACAACCCAUCCGUGAUUUUCUGCUCUACCAUACUUGUCCCACACCACCCCCGCCACCACCGCCAUUAGACGAUUCGCAUACAACUCCCCUCCUCGCGGCCUCUGAGAACCAUUCGACAUUCCUCGGCGGUCGACCACGCCGCCUCUCAGAGCUUUUGCUCAGCAUACUAAACGCGACGACCGCGCAGUGGGAAACCAAGCCGGUCAUCAGCUCCGGUGAACGUCCUCGACGAUGUGUCGAUCUCGUAGCCCUCGGUCUUGCCUUUCAAGGUCUACUCCAGCUGGAUGGGUAUAUCCCCCACGCGGCUUGUAUCAAUGCUGCAAUCCGCCUUUUACACCUCUUGAAACCGUCGCUGACCUCGUCGGAUCUCUCUAUACCCUCGUUAGACCUCGUGUGGCGAGGUCUGAGAUGUCUUGCAGAUGUCCCGCUUGCAAAAGAAGAAGAAGAAGAAGAAGAGGAAGACUGGCCGAUCCUUGUGAAGCCUGAUGUUCAGUCGGGGAUACGCCAGGAUCUUUUACCGCCCACCAUGUACGAUACGCCACCGCAGGAAGAAGAAGCCGAGUCUAGCGAUCCACCCAAGCGAUUCACGCAGUAUCCUCCCACGUUCCCAUCAACGCUGUUGCCCACGCCUACGCCCAUCACGCCAUCGUCUCUCUCUACGUUUCAAUCACAGUCAAAUUCCGCGUCUUUGGUACACGCCAUUUGGAGGCUGCCCGACGUCUCGGCCGCUCUUCAAGGACUGUUUUCCGUUUGCCUGCAAGUCAUCACCCGCUCGUCUUCAUCAACGUCUAGUGGUCAGCCAACACAGUUGUCGCAUCAUGAAGACGACGAUGGGGAAGACGACGAUGACGAUUUUGCGGUUGCAAGCGGCGAAACCACGAGCGCACCUCUGCCUGAAAAAGCUGCCGAACUGAGAGCCUCUACAUCCCUCCUGCGUUCCGCUGUGGCUUUCCGUCUUCAAGGCGUGAUGCUUGUCAGUGCCGGUGCCGGCGGCGGCGCUCAGUCAAAAGCGUACAAAGAUACGCAACUAGUCAAUUCGUUUUUGCAAGCGGACGGAUUACGGGCUGUAGAGAUCGGAUGGGCGAUAUGCGAAGCCAUGCAAAAAGGAUGGCUGCGGCUAGGGAUCGAUGCCGUCGACCUUGUGGUUGCCUCUUUGGGUAACAUGCUCAACAGUUAUGGCUAUGCGCGAGAUGAGCGUCUUUUGCAGCUAUGCCUCGAAUUCCUGAAAUGUUCCGCGCCAGUAUGGAUGGGGAAUGAUCAUAGCAACGACGAUGAUCUAAAGGACGAAGCCAUGCGUCUCGUCUGUUAUAUCGCUACCAAGAUCACCGCGGGAUCCAUCACUUCGUGGAGAGUCAGACUGGCCAUGCUGCGUUUUAUCGAAGCGUUCUUGCACUACGACUCGGCGUCAAAAUUGUGGGCGGAUUGUAUGGUGCAGGAAGAGGCAGAGGAGGAGGAGGACGAUGUGAGCAUGGAAGAUGAAAACCAUCUGUUUCACUACAUUGCCCAGUCUUUGAGCGAUCCGGAUAUGCGAGUUCGAGCGCGGGCGGCUACCACGGCUGCCAGCGCCCUCUAUCGACCCUCCAUCCAUCCUUCCGAACACCCAAUCAUCUACGAUCAAGUUUCAAACUCACAGGCUGGUGAUCCUACAUUCGCCGAGCACUACCUCUCAUACGUACUGUGGAAGCUCAAUUGCUGCAUCGCUUCUGCCAAACAACGCCAAACGGUCAUUUUCGAUUUGUACGAAGCGGCAAUAGGUGGUACCGAGUAUAGUGAUCAUCUUCAGGCGGGCCUCAAUGCCGUAGCGCGCAGACUCGGUCUUCCUUCAAUAACGGCACUCUAUCUCCCGUAUGCGCCUACAACCACCAUCAGUCAUGAUACUUCACGGUCGUCAGCCAUCACGUUUGUGUUGAAUACCACUCACCGAUUGUUUGGGCUUUCCAACCGCUCCGCCUUCUUUACCGCCUGUUUGGAACACGCUGGAGCUUACAUGCUCUAUUGUGGUAAAAUUGGGCUUUUCACUUCCGCCUGUGACGCAGCUGGCGUUUUGCCCGAAGAUCUUGCGCUUCAACUUUCUGUUGCCGCUGCAGCCAUGGCCAUGGCACUGCCUUUAUCGAAUGAUAAAGCAACGAACGUCAGCAUGAACAAGUGUAAAGCCGAGGCGUUGGCGCUCCUCAGUAGCUUCCCCGGCAUAUCAGGCCCUGACGCCGCCGAAGAGUUUCUCCAUAGCUAUGCUAACGGAGUGGCAGCUCAUUUAUGGGAGUUGAUGGAUCUAGAGUCGUCAGUCGAUGAAAUCGUCGCUUGGUUUGACAAGACGGAGAAAGAGUCCGCUGCCGGGAUCGCGUUCGCCCAGAUGAUGGCGCACGACAAUGCAAAGACGGGAAGAGUCAAAGCUAUCAACCCGGCCGCAUCUUUUCAAAGCAUUCACAACGUCUGCAGGUUUCUAGAAAAGAACUAUAGCAGUAUCUCUCUCCAUGCGUUCACCUUUGCUGCUAUCCUACGCCUCACAUCCCUCAUCAACAAUGCCUUUCUCGUCAGUGAGCAAAGGCGUUACUUGCGAGCUUUGGCAAUGCUCCUUUCAGUUCAUCAAGGGACGCUUCAGCGUCCACUUAUCUGGGAGGCAUUUCUUACCGAGACCAUAACCCUUUUACUCCAGCCGGACAUCUGUCGUACGGUACUGUCCAUGGUGAUGUGGGCUUUUGACUGGCUUGAGUCACUAUCCUCGACGCCUUCAAAAUUGGUCAACAUAUUUUGCCAGCUUGGCGAAAUUCGCAUUGAACUCGGCGGGUCUGGUACGCCGGGCAGUCAGCCUAACCAGAUGGGUGAUGCACUCGAGGAUUGGAUCGUUAAAAUGAGUCCGAAAUGGUUCAAGUCGCAAAUCAGCCAAGAGGCUUUUGAACGAGCUGUCGCUCUAUGGCCUGAUAGCCUAAGAAGCCGUCUAUCCGUACACGCAUCCCCUCUGUCUUUAAGAGAUCUGGAUGACUUGAGUCAGAAUGACGCAGUGCACAAUGCUGGCCAGCUUUGCAAGCAUUUCCUUCAUCUCGCUGACGCAGACCACGGGCAAGACGUCGUAUCAGUCUUUGUUGACUCGACUUUUUGGUCUUUAAAGGAUAAAAUAAGUAGUGUCUGGGAUAAGGAAGGCAUAAAUGCCUUUCAAGAUCUCCUCUACCUCUGCAACGGUGAGGUGAGGGCGCCUUCCCUAAACUUUUACGGUCAGGACACUUUCUCUAAAGCCCUCAAUGCUACGACUGGGGAACACAAAAAAACAGAAGCAAUGAACGCACUCUAUCAUGCAAUGUGCAAAACCAUGGUGCAGCUUUUGCAUGAUCGUCGUCCGCAGAUCAGGUCCGCCGCGUACCGCUGCCUGCAAAGAAUGAAGCCAAUCCUUACUGGAAAGGACCUGAAAGAGCUCCCCGCGGAUGUCUCUGACGUCGUACCGAUUCUCGUUCCCAUCCCGAUCGGCUCUGUUAGACAAAGUCAGGCCAUGAAGCUUGAUGGUGUCAUAAACAAUGCGACUUGGAACAAGAAGGCAGAACACUUCGCCACUUGGUCCCUUGAACUUUCGAGACUCCUAUGCAAAACCGCAUCACAACAUGACAAGUUCUUUUUGUCUUUCGAACCUCUGCUGUCGACACCACUCCUUCCUCUUCACCACUUCCUGGGGCAUUUUGUACACGCAGCUCUCGUCUGCAGUCGUUCCAUGUCUUCCGAGCGCUCGAAAGCCAUCUCAGAACAUUUUGAAACUGUAUUACAAAACCCUUUUGCCUCUAUAGAGGCUGUACGGUCAAUAGUCAACAUCGUCCUUCAGCUUCGAAGAUAUGAACAUCCAUUCACGUCAGGAAUGCUAGGUUAUAACGCUUGGCUCUCUGUAAACUUUGUCGAUCUAAGCAAAGCCGCAGUCAAAUGCGGUUUGUAUGUUUCGGCAUUACUGUUCCUUGAGCUUGCGAAUGACCAAGGGGAAUCAUUAGAUCUUGCAGAACCCAGAGUACGGCAGAUAAUGUACGACAUUUACAGUAAUGUGGAAGAUCCCGACGGCUUCUACGGCAUACAUAACAAGGACAUCCGAGAUUCCCUACGACGCCGACUUGAGCACGAGGGUUUGUCCUGGCAAGCGCUUGGAUGGGCAGGAGCAGUCUACAAUGUUGAUGGGAAUGAUUCUAGAUCGGCUAUUCCAGUCCUUCAUCACCUUCACGACAUCGGUCUAUCUCGUCUUGCAUCCGUCGUGGCUACUGAAACUAGAACGAGCGGGUCUGUUCCUCUGGAUGAUCCUUUUUUUGCCGACUUGAGCUGGCGUACAGGCGACUGGAAUCUUCCUAUCGGUAGGGAAUCUAGCGCAACAUCUUCUGGAUUACUGUACUCGGCUUUGAGUGCUGUUCACCGUAGUAAAAGCUACGAGUCAGCCUCCAAGAUCGUUGAUAAGGCGGUACGCGCAGAAAUGACGCGUUUGGGUGGCCUUCAGAAGGAAAUGCUGACAUCUAUUCAAUCGACGGUAACAAAUUUAUUAUGUCUCCGAGAGUUGAAUCGCUGGUUGGACCCUCAACUGCAACAAGGCAUGCAAGAAGUAAUCGAUAAGGGUACCCUUCGCGAUCUACAAGAUAUUAAUGAUAAAUUUGAGUUUGCAAGUGCCGAAAGAAUAAUUGCUACUCGUCUUUCAGUGUUUGAUUCAGUCAAGCAACGCGAGAGUCAAGAUAUGAUCGGCGAUGCCCUUACUCCCAAAAUGGAACUCGUGACUAAAGCAGAAAGCACGUGUCAUAUCAAGCUCAGCAGGCUAGCUCUCAAGUCGAACAAUCUCCAAGCUGCUAUCAAUUCACUGACAGCUUUACAAAAACUGCAAACCUAUGUUGGAGUGAUAGAUGAGGCGCAGGACGUUUUUUGCGAAGUGUUGUGGAAACAAGGGGAGCAUACACUAGCUAUCCAGUUGUUGGAGGAUCUUCUCCUGCGGGAGAAAGAGAAGAAAUCCAAAGGACAGAGAAUCCCUGCUCUUGAAGGACGUUUGGCUCAUUGGGCGUCGGAAGCUCGGCUCAAAGCAGCCAACGAAAUCUUCGGAAUGUUUUCAAAUGUCACCAAGUCUAUCAAGAGAUCGACAGCGGAUGUAUCAGAGCACGCAGAAAUCUUUUACCAGUUCGCCUGCUUUGCAGAUAAGCAAUAUGUUAGCCAAUCAUCUUCGGCCGACGUCAAACAACUUAAAGAGUACAGCAAACUUCGUGCUUCUCAGGCUUUGCGACUUUCAGCAAGACAAUCUCGAGCUCGUGAAAGUGACCAAAAAGAUUCAGCCGUUCGCGAAGCUGAACGCGAUGAAGAAAAACUGAAGAAGUUUGAGAUGCAGCAAAAGCAAUACCUUAACGCUGCUUUACAGUUCUACGCAGAGGCUGUUAGCAUGAGCGAUAACUUCAACGACUGCAUCACCCGAUUAGUUACUCUAUGGCUCGAGAACGACGAAAAUGAAGAGAGUAAUGUGACCUUUUCUCGCGCCGCUCACAAAGUGCCGUCAUACAAAUUCAUCUUCCUUGGUCCUCAGCUCGCUGCUCGUCUUCACCGCCCAGAAUCCCCCACCAUCUUUAAUUCCACUCUCAAUGGGCUUAUGUUCCGAAUGAGUCAGGAUCACCCUUAUCAUACCCUUUAUCAUGUCAUACCGCUGCUUUGGGAACAUAAGCAGCCACAGUCAACAAACUCCUCAAUGCUUGGGCGCAAGAGUGCGGCUGAUGACAUUAUGAGGAGAUUGGCAAGUUCAGCGUCAAAUCGGCUGGCUGUUGGUGCAGCAAAAUCUAUGAAAAGGUUUGUAGCAAUUGCGAUGGAAUGGACUUCUUUCUUCGAGAAAGAUAAGCGUUUGGAGUACAAGCUUCCAAGUGACAGUCCACUUAGAAAGGCUCCCCGAGAUAUACCUGUUGCCACUAGCACCCCAUCGAUAGACGUUACUUGUCAAUACAAAGAUAUCGCCACCUUCGACCACUUCUCCGAGUGGUAUACAAGGGCUGGCGGGCUAUCCAGGCCCAAAGUCAUGACAUGUUUUGAUUCCAACGGACAAAAAUAUACUCAACUGUUUAAGAAAGACGACGGAUUCCGGCAGGAUGCAGUAAUGGAGCAAAUUUUCGUUCUUGUCAACGAUCUCCUGAAUCGAAAUCGUCAAACUCGUUCCAGGAAACUUCGAUACAGAACAUAUGGAGUAUUGGCCCUCCCAGAAGCUACUGGCGUAAUUGAGUUUGUCGUGGGCACGAAACCUCUGAUCAAGUACUUACCACCAGCCCAUGAGAAAUAUCAUCCCAAGGACAUCACUUCCCAUGAUUUUUUAAAGGCGAUGCAGGAAGUGCAGUCGGUAAAAAACAACGACGAAAAGAUUAUUCAAGUGUGGACAAAACUGAAGAAACGCUUCCGCCCUGUCAUGCGGCACUUAUUUACUGAGAAAUAUCGUGAUCCAAUGGCUUGGUUUUCGAUGAGACUGACUUAUGCUCGGAGCCUUGCUGUGACAAGUAUUGUUGGUUGGGUUCUGGAAAUAGGUGACAGGCACUGUUCCAAUAUCCUCAUGGACGAGUGUACAGGGGAGCUCGUUCACAUUGAUUUUGGCAUUGCUUUCGGGGCAGGACGUAUACUCCCAAUCCCUGAGCUUGUACCUUUUCGUCUCACAGAUGACUUAGUCGAUGCUUUAGGUGUCACUGGGGUGAAUGGUACAUUCCGACAAUGUUCGCAACUUGUACUCCAGACCCUCAUCGAUUCCUCAGAUGUCAUACUUACCAUCCUGGAAGUAUUCAAACAAGAUCCACUUCAUACGUGGAUGGUGGAUGACAAAAUGAAGAAAGCACAAGAUGGCAAUCACAAAAUGUAUCCAGAGCGUGGACAAGAAAAGGCCGACAGGAUCAUGAGGGAAACAAGAGAAAAUCUUUCGAAGGAGCUGUCAGUACAAUACCGGGUCAAUCAGCUCAUCCAAGAAGCUCGGGACGUAAACAAUUUAGCGACUAUCUUCCGGGGAUGGCACUCUUGGUUGUAAUCUGUAAAUGUUAAAUGUUUGUAAACUGCAAAUGAAUGAGAUGCUUGCAUUGGUGCUUUACUAGCUAGACCAGGCAAUCAAUUUUGUACAAUAGAGCACUACUUGUAUAGCUAUGUAACACAUAAUUUUGC
This is a messenger RNA of Cryptococcus deneoformans JEC21, 9240 nucleotides long. RefSeq names its product telomere length control protein, putative. Gene Ontology annotation, molecular function: protein serine/threonine kinase activity; small GTPase binding. Gene Ontology annotation, biological process: DNA repair; intracellular protein transport. Lineage: Eukaryota; Fungi; Basidiomycota; Tremellomycetes; Tremellales; Cryptococcaceae. The transcript has 10 exons. The record is from RefSeq and is a predicted model, not a curated record. Bases 380 to 9109 code for a protein of 2909 amino acids.